AGGUAUCUGCCCGCGCCAGAGGGAUGAAACUCAACCAUUUCGAGUUAGUCACAUCUAAAGGUCAUCGCGUGCGAAUGAUGAAAUACCACGAUGAUGGCAGUGUCAGAUUUGUAAUUAUAUUAAAUAUAAUAGCUGGCAUUUCGCUCCCCAAGUAUUGGAAUCAGUCAUUCAUCGCUCGAUAUCCAGCAAAAGCAUGUCCUCCAAGAAACUACUUGUCGUUUUCGGAGCAACUGGUGCUCAAGGUGGCUCUGUCGUCAGGUCAAUCCUGAGCGAUCCCAAAACUGCUGCAGAGUUCUCAGUUCGCGCCGUAACCAGAGACACGUCAAAGCCGAGCGCUCAAGCUCUUUCAAAGCUGGGGGCUGAGACUAUCAAGGCGGACUUGAAAGACAAGGCUUCUCUGCGAUCAGCGCUCAAGGGCGCAUAUGCAGUAUUUUCGGUAACAAACUAUUGGGAGGAGCAAAGUGCAGAAGCGGAAAUACAACAGGGGAAGAACGUUGCUGAUGUCGCAAAGGAACUCAAUGUUCAGCACUUCAUCUGGAGCAGUCUGUUGAAUGUGACCAAACUCUCCGGAGGGAAGCUCGAUAAAGUCUUUCACUUUGACUCCAAAGCCGAGGUCGAAGAGUACAUACGCUCUAUUGGCAUCCCAGCUACCUUCUUUUUGGCUGGAUUUUACAUGAGCAAUCUCUCCAGCGGCAUGUUCCGGCCCGACCCAGAUACGAAAGCGUACACACUCGCUUUCCCUGUACCAGCCAGUGCGCCCGUCCCCUUGCUGGAUGCGGCAGCAGAUACCGGAAAAUUUGUCAAAGGCAUUCUUCUUCAUCGAGAGAAGACGUUAGGGAAACGUAUUUUUGGAGCUACUGAGUACUACACACUCGAGCGGAUAGUUGAAGAAUUCAAGGCUGUUAAGCCAGAAGCAGGGAAAACUGCCAAAUUUGUGCAAGUUUCCCCCAGCGUUUACAAAGAAAAAAUAGCUUAUACCGGAGCGCCGGACUUUGUACAGGAAGAAAUGCUACAAAACAUGCAACUGCUGGAAGAGUUUGGAUAUUAUGGAAAUGCAAGCCUUGACGAAAGUCAUUCGAUCGUGAACGAGCCAUUGACCACUUGGAAAGAAUUUGCUGCCAAGACUCCAGAUUGGGCAGACCUCAAGUGAUGACGUUGGUAUAUCGACUUGUAAAAAGGUUCAGUAGGAAGACAUUCUGGUUUAAGGAGCCAGGGAUGGAAACAUAGGGACAACAUCGCCGGAGUCUACACAGUACUAUACAUUUAUUUACUUGCGGAUGGUGCUGUGUAUUGGAUAGUAUGUUUGUACAUAGGACAUCUCAUCAUGAAAGUAUUGAAGAUAUCUGUUUAUGCCGGA
Molecule: messenger RNA, 1357 nt
Organism: Spizellomyces punctatus DAOM BR117
Lineage: Eukaryota; Fungi; Chytridiomycota; Chytridiomycetes; Spizellomycetales; Spizellomycetaceae
Exons: 6
Coding region: 194-1150 (318 amino acids)
Source: RefSeq, a predicted model, not a curated record